Molecule: messenger RNA, 1716 nt
Organism: Drosophila elegans
Lineage: Eukaryota; Metazoa; Arthropoda; Insecta; Diptera; Drosophilidae
Exons: 4
Coding region: 213-1580 (455 amino acids)
Source: RefSeq, a predicted model, not a curated record
AGCAAAGCCUUUGAUCCGUUUGGUUAUCUGUAGCUUGAUUAAUUUCACCAAGUUCGCCUAUGAUUGCCUCCCGCCACUGAAGGUGGACGGUGGGGUGUGGGCGUGGCCAUGUGCGUGAUAAUAGCGCCGCAAAAUAUAAAACACCCGCUGCCCAAUUGGCCGACAAACAGUCUGGCUGAGAUCACCAUUGUCGUAGUAAUUGGCUGAGCAAGAUGUCGACCGAGCAGCAACAAUUGGACUACAUUGAGCGCCACUUGGUGUACGACAUCUUCAAGUACUUCGGGUCGGGCGCAUCGCUGGAGGGGCACCGGGUGGAGUGCUCCAAAGGGCUGGACGGAUUCAUGUCCGCCCUGUACACCGUCCAGAUGGAUCUGGUGGUCGCCGAACGUAAGCGCACGGAGGUGAUCCUGGUCAAGUUCAUGAAGGGCACCGAGGAGUUCCGCGAGCAGAGCAACUCGUACAUCCAGUUUGCCAACGAGGUGUUCGCCUACGCCGAGAUCCUGCCCGCCUACGAGCACCUGCUGCGCACCAGUCACCUGGCCAACGAUGUGGUGGCCAACUGGGUGCCGCGCUGCUAUUUGGCCAAGUUCGGGGAGGUCAAUGGUCUCGGGAGCGGUCGCGAAUCUGUGCUGGCUUUGAAGCAUCUCAAGGGCGAUGGCUAUCAGUUGGGCCCGCGUCUGACCCUGCGUCGUGAUCAACUGGAGGCCAUGGUGCGUCUGCUGGGACCCUUCCAUGCCCUCGGCUAUGCCACACGAAUACUCCAGCCGCAGGUGCAUGCCCGCCUGCGUUCGGGAGUGGUGGACAUGCCGUUUGUCUCCAGCUCCGGCAAGGCCGGCUUCGAUGUACUCUAUCGCGUGGCCUUCGAUCGCUUCUACGAGUUCUACGACCGGCAGAAGGCGCAGCUCCUCAAGGACUCCGACGUGGGUUUUGCCGCCGCCAUUGAGCGGCUGCGAGCGAAGUACUUCGACAAUCCCACGCACCUGCUGGAGCGGAUACGCACCACGUCGUACGCCGAAGAUCAGCCGGAUAGGCACUUUGCCACCUUCCAGCAUGGCGACUACAAUCGCAACAAUGUGCUGUUCCACUACGGUGAGGAUGACCAGGUGGAUGCCAUCCGGACCAUCGAUUUCCAGGAGCUACGCUUCAGCACCACUGCCAUUGACCUGAGCUUCUUCAUGUACAUGAACACACCCUCCCUGGGCAGGGAGGAGAUCUUUGCGGAUCUGCUGAGAAAGUACCACAAGCACAUGAUCGAAAUGCUGGAACUGGUGUUGCAUCGCAACCGGGAUGAGUUGAGCGACGAGCGGGUGGAACAGCUCCUGGCGGACUACAGUUUCGAACGCUUUGAGGCCCACUUCAAGCGAUAUGCCUUUUACGGAGUGAUGGUCUGCAUGCACUUCAUGCCCUGGCUGCUGGGCACUGAAACGGAUUGCGCCGAGUUGUCCCGGCUCUUCGACACGGACAUGCACGGCCGGGCCUUCCAUCAACUGUCGCUGGACAUUGCCGGUGACGUGGCCAACGAGGAGAUCUUCAAGACGGUGCGCCACGCCUACGAGCACGGCUACAUGGACGAGAUAUAGCUUAUCUGACAUCAAACAAAACAGCGGUGGUCUUGGCCAUAAGCCAUAAUCUCACACUUUAAGUAUAGUAUCUGCACAGAGUGCCUAGAUUGUGUAGCGUUUACAUUAAAUAAUCCGAUUGUGUUGCAUUCCCGAA